Bacillus rossius redtenbacheri is the source of this 12859-nucleotide messenger RNA. RefSeq names its product protein cueball (gene cue). The transcript is spliced from 6 exons. The record is from RefSeq and is a predicted model, not a curated record. Gene Ontology annotation, biological process: canonical Wnt signaling pathway. Lineage: Eukaryota; Metazoa; Arthropoda; Insecta; Phasmatodea; Bacillidae. Gene Ontology annotation, molecular function: Wnt-protein binding; Wnt receptor activity. Bases 6258 to 8054 code for a protein of 598 amino acids.
UUUUUUUUUUUUCAAAAUGACGGCCGUGGGACAAGGGUUGCAACCCCACAAACUUGGAUUUAACUUUACACUAACCCCCCCCCCCCCCCCCCCCCCCUUUUUCACAUCUAAAAAAUAUAAUUCCGUCGUCUGACAAACGCACGCUAAGCCCCAAAAAAAUGUAACUUUUCAAUGGACUAAGUUGUGACUUGAGACAACGUAAAGUAUUCUCCAUUUGAUUAACCUGCGAAGUUUUUGCUUAGAUUUUACUUACCUGACUCUGACCCGAAGUCAUAAACUGGGCCAUGUACUAUUCACGAAAAGAUUUUCAGCCCAGCUGCGUGUUAAACUUUGCAGCAUCGUCUUUGUUUCGUGGUUGUCUGGGUUUCUUCCAGGCACAUGUCUACGGUCAGCUCACCAACCAUAGCAAUCCAGUGCGGAAGCAAACACGCCCUGAAUGACCUCGAAAAAUAGGAGAGGGCAAUGGCUUCUCUUGCAAGCAGCCGCCGAUUACGAAGGGACAAUAGCUAGUGCGGGCAUAUCUUCUUGCAGUCUAAUGAGCGAUCAGAUUAUUUCGCAGAAAACACGUGUCGCUAGUCAUAAAGUCCGAUUAUUUCGCGGAUUCAUUUUGCUUCACAGUUCUCUGCUUAUCGUUGGGGGCAGAAAAAUUUCGCAUUUUGACUGACCUCCAAGAUAGACUUCACAGUCCUUUGCAUACUGGGCAAAUGUCACCCGUUCAUUGGCUGGCGACAGGUGAGACGUCUUAACUGGGUAGUCUGUGAUUCGGUAGUUAUUUGCAUAUUUGAAUUUUAGCCUACGAUGAAAACUUUUUUGUAACUGAAACAAAAAUAUGAAUGUAAUAUUACAGACAUUUGUAAAUUGGUACAUUUACAUGAAAAAACCUGAAUGAAUACAAAAUAGUGUUCGCAGUAAUACUCGGUUCGGAUUCUUACUUCUUUGUGUUGUCGCAGUACCUCCUCAAUAGUUAAAGUUAUUUGCAAACUGUUUCCUGAAUGGCUCUCCAGUAUUAACUGCGCAUAUAAUGAGCAUGAUGCAACAAAAUAAAGUCAAAUAGUUGAAUAUCCGAAUACCUUUUCAUUGAUUUAAAAAAUAAUAUAUGCUUGAAUAAAACAUCAAUUAUAAUAUAAAAUUAUAAGCCAAUGUUCGUAAAAUAUACUCAGCAUUAUUUCGAAAAACGUAUUUUAUGCAUGCAAAAUUAACCAUAGUCAUCUGUUGCACAACGUAAGAAUAUAUUUCUUGAAGUAUUACAAAGUACAGAAUUUUUUUUUUCCUAUGUAUUGAGAAAUUGAUCCAAGGAUUUUUCCGGUCCCCAACUAUGGUACAUGUAAUAAAGGCUGUUUAGAGUGCAUUGGUCGGCCACAAGGCCUCAUCCUUUUCUCCUUGUUUGUAACUGGCUCAGGGCACUGCAGUCCGAUCAUCGACGCGAUGCGCUGUGCGUGUGCUUCAAGUCUACUUUGCUACCCAAUGAACUCGCGUAAUGAUCGUGGCUCUAGUCAUAGAACGUUCUUUAAUUGAUCAUUGGGCUUAGGCCACUGCUAGAUCACAGUCAUCUAGACAGGUCUGGCAACUCAACCUUCACUCUCCGUUAGCUUAAUGAAGCUCUGCGGCGGCCUACGAACAGGCGACGCUAGUAGUACUUCACCCGUCUUAAACAUGUUUAAUCGGAGUUUUGUAUAAAAGUGGGCUUUAUUUUUUCAAGUCUGUUUAGUUUUAAAAUUCUAUUACAGUUUAGGAUUUUUAAUUUAUUUGGGAGCUUUGUAACGGUUCAAUGCAUAGCAGUAACUCGUAACUUUGCUGCAAUUGUCAGUUAAAUGUUGGAGUGUUGAGAUUGCUGAACUCAAAUAAACUGGGAUUUCCCAUAAAAAAAAGCAUAUUUAAAUGUUAAGUGCGUAUUCAAAUAAAGCAUAUUCGUUUUCUAUACGUUUUAAUCUGCAAGCGAGCGUAAUUAUUUCAAAUGUGAUUUUUGAGAUCAAGUAAAUAUUUUUAAUGUAAGCAAGCAGAAGUUCGUUUUGUUUAGUUAUAAUUUAAAGGCUAACGAAUAAUCCUUUUAAUUUUAGCGUUUGAAUUCAAAAGCUACGUUUACAUGUAAUAAAAUUUUUAGGCAUAGUAAUUAAUGGAAUGUAUUAUCUUCCUUCUUUGAGUAAAUGACACUUAUAUACAUUUUAUAUUAUAAGUUUCAAUUUAUACCCAGAAAGGUGAUUUUAAAAUUAAUAUACAUUUUGAGAUAUUACGUGAUUAUUUUAAAGUCUAAAGACUUUAAAAACUUAAAAUAUUUUUCACUUUCACGUAUGGUUGCUGCAAAAUGAUCACCCGUGUAAAUAAUUGUAAGGAAAGCUAACUCAUGUGGUGGAUUACUUUACAGAUGGAGUUAUAUAAGAUUUAUUACCUAAUAAUAAUGAAUCCCAAAUAAAACUUCCCAUUUAAUACUAUGUCUGAUAUUUAAAUUUUAAAAUUUAGCAGAAACCUAGGACAAGAGCGAGGCAUUCUCUCUCUCCACUCCAGCUUAACUAACAAAUGCGGAGAAAUUUUACGAUAUUGAUACGGAUUAGGCAUUUACCAUGCACCUUAACGGAUGAAAAAAUUCUAAUCUGAAAAAAAUCUCAAAAAUUGAGACGACAUUCGGCAUAUUAUAGGUAUACGAAAUGCCCAUUUAACACAAUGUUAAUAAUGAACUCACUACUACUAGCGCCAUUAGUUCGCAGGCCGCCGCGAGGUUCACUGGUGCCUCAACUGUUUAACUACAAAGUUAUGUAUACUACUCACGCACGCGCCUACUUAAGUUAAAUCACAUUGUGUGUUUAGUUUAUUAUAAAAAAAUCCGCAGACAAAAAAACUUUUAUGAAGUGUAUUGUGUCCGUCGUUAACGUGUUCGAUUUUGAUCACUUAUUCACUCGCGAAGAACGAUUUUUUCAAUUGUUUAUCUCCCUAUUUUUCAUAGUCGAUAAAAAAAUACUUGCAGCAUAAAUAAUAUAAUGAUGGCAAAGAGUUCGAAAUAUAUACUGCAACAAGGAAAGACCACAGAACAAUAUUUUACCAAAAUAUAUAAAAUCUGAAAUGAGUAACGGGGCGUAGAUUUUAACCCUGAGACGACUUAAGUGUAGUGGCGUGUAAUGCACUUACUAUGUUAAGAUAGACUUCAAGAAACUCGGACACGAAAUGUAACGUAGAAUUCUUUAAAAUAAUGGCGAGCGCGAUAAAUAAAUGCAAACCGUGAUUCCAACUACAUUUUUGAACGCGAAUCACGCGUAUUUUCCGCACCCGCCGCUAGAAUUCGUUGCCGGAGCAGCUACGUCGACUAUCGAAUCAUUUGAUUAGCGAACGGGAAUUUUACAUCUUUGCAGUGAAAUGGCUAAGAUAAAAGCUAAAGAGACGUGAAAAAAUAAUGAAACCCGGCUUUAGAACUAAUUUUUGACAAUUUUUUUUUUUUUUUAGUAUUGCCCAUAUCCUUAAAAUUCACUAAACAUUUGAUACUAUAAAUAUUCACUUUUGGCUUUGUGAACUUUGGUUUGCGCCAUCCGCCACAGAUGGCAGCACCGUGAUUGUUGUUACACAUUUCCGGUCUUUGACUUCCGUCGCAUUCACGAAAUUACUCCCACAGAAUGCCGUAUACGGAGAGCUAAGAUGUUACACAUCAAAACGUUUCUUAGAAAUAGCUGCAGCAGGUCUCGAGUUACAAAUAUAUAAACAUUACAGAUACGCAGUUUCUUUACGAAGUACGUUUUUGUACUUCGUUAUAAGGAAUGUCUGUAAAAGAACUUCAUUGAGAUUUGAGAACUGCAGACAAAAGUUUGAAAUUACGAAAAGAAAAAGAAAAAGAAAAAAAAGUAUGAACCCACGCGAUUUUUUCUUUGUUAGCGAACUGUGGGCCUUUGUGAUGGAGGACGUAGCGCGUGACGCUCGCCUUUGACCCCGAUCGGAGUCCCCCAGUCCGAGUUUCUUUGUUCUGAUAACUGUUAGGCUGGGUUCGUUCACUACUAAACAAAUAUAACAGUAACAUUAACAGUAACAGUAACAGUAGGUCGGGCGCACAAGAUAUGACCGCCGUGGUUUCGAACCUGCUGAUACCUAGCAGCGCAUGGGACGGUCGUAUGCAUAUUGAGGGAAUAUAUAUAAGUGUGAACAUCUUGGCUCUCGGUAUACGGCAUUUGGUAGGAGUAACUUUGUGAAUGGAACGGAAGUCGCAUGAGACGGAAAUUGUAACUGCGAUGCUGCCAUCUGAGCCGGAUGGCGUGAAGCAAAAUUCACAAAGCUAAAUGGAAAUUUACAGUGUUAACUAUUAGAUGGAUUUUUAACAAUAUAAUUCAUAGUAGAAUAUCAGGUUCAAAACCGGGGUUUAGUAUUUUUUUAAAAGUCUUUUUCGCUUUUAUCGGAGCCGUUCAAUUGUGUAGUAUAUAGUUUUAAAUGAAUCUCUGCAAAUAACAUACUUAAUUAUUGGUGGUAAUGCUUAGAUUUUAAAGGAUUUCAGAAGAAUGUAUACCCCCCUCUCAUUUCUUCCCACAUGCGUACGCACAUGUGCCAAGCUAAUCCGUACGGGUCCGUGACCGCAUGCGCGACGUAAGAUAAUCCGUUCCCAGAGAUCCGUCUCCGUUUACGUAAUCCGCCUCAAUUUACGUGUAGGGUAAACGGGUCUUGAAGGCUCACUACUUUCGCGUUAACUUUUAUAACUUUUUAAACAUUGUUUUCUCACUACAAAAAUUAAUACAAUAAUAUAAUAAUAUAAAAUAAACACUAUGUGGGUUCGCUUACAAAUUCCAUAAUAAUGAAUUAUUCAAUAAAUUAAAAUCCAAUUCCAAUUACAUGUUCUGGGAAACAAUGUCUCGAAAACGAGCUUGGAGCGCUUUCUAGUUGCUAAUACUGGUACUACCGCAGUAAACAGUAGACACGCUGCUGCACUCUAUCGAGUACAAACAUAACUGAACCUUGAACUACUUCAUCGUGCUGCUCCCAGUGUCAAUCGUUGAAAGUCGGGAAUUAAAACUAGCGUUCACGUUUAAAUUACAAUGAAAAUAAUUUAAAAAUGUAAAGUUAUUAAGAUUAAAUCUGCAAUAUUAUUGACUAUUUCUUCUCUUAAGCACUGUAAACGUGAAUUAGUUUAUUUAAAAUUGUAACACGCAGACUUUCUUCGAAACAUAUUUACAAAAUAUAUGGAAAAUUUAUGUUGAAUGUUAAUGCUUAUAACCCUUUUUAAAAUAUACCAUUAUUGUAUGCCUAUAAUUGAAACUUAAUUCUAACGUGCAAUUUACAAAACAUGCUUCACAUAUGUAACGUACAUAAUUAAUAAAAUAUAUAAAAUUACACACUUACCAGAUUUAAUUUUUUUUUCUGUUUUCUUCAGAACUUCCUUCAUUUUCUUCGUUCAGGAACUUAAGAUAUUUUUAAAUCAUGAUGGUUUUAUAACUAUACGAUAGUGACUUCGUUGCCAUCACAUACAAAAUAAUUUAAAUUUGUAGAGUUUGAUGUGAUAUGUAAAUAAUGAAAUAGUGACCAAAAUUGUAAUUCACUGCUCCAUAAAAAAAUAAAAUAUAUACAUACAAAUUUGUGUUGUCAAUAGUUUUGGGGGUUUGUGAACAGUGAAAAGAAAAACUAUGUACAAAUUUUCUGGAAGUCGCACCACGGUAACAACAGCGACAAAUAAUCCUACUUCAAAACCUACUUUAUAUUGAAUACGUAGUUACGAAGCUGUUGAAAACAUCGUAGAUUUCCUAUGUGCAUUAAAACACAAACAGACUUUUGAAUGUUCCAUGAAUUGCUAAAUUACAAAUAUAUCUCAAAGAAAGAGCAGAAAAAAGGGGCAAAUAUUUCCCUGAUUAGUCUUUUAGUAAAUGUUGACAUAUCAAUUCAAUAAAUCUUAACAAAGAUUUUUAGAAUAAUGUUUAUUUUUGCUUAACCUCAAAAGCCAACAUGGUUAUAGUUUACCGACAACAAAUUCGACCAUCAAGUUUCUGCAAAUUAAUAUUUUCUAAACCACUAUUAAAAUUUGUAUUAUUUACCUUCAGAGCUUCUCAAUUACCUUAAUUAUUUAUAAACAAUAUCACAAAUGUUAUGUCGUAAAUUCUGCACACAAACUCGCACAUUGUACACAACAUGCCAAUCACCUGUCAGACUUUCCGUUAGCGCGUUAGCUUUCUAAAGUCGCCGAUAGAUAGCAUUAGUAGGCGUUGCUCGCAACGAAAACAAAUGACUGUUGAUAUUAAUGCAGGUUCACUAGUCGAUCAUUGGCAGCUGAUUAUAAUUUUGCACAAAUAUGCGACCAUGUUAUGGUACUGGCCGGCAAGGAACUAUCCGGUUAUCGACAGUCGACAGCCAGUCGUAACGGACAUUUGUUCCCGCAAGAGGUGGCGGUCGCCAGCGACGAAGGCGACCUGAUAUUCACGGGGGCCUCCAAGGCGGAGGCCAUCACGCUGCCCUACGAGGCGAGGUCGCUGGUCUACGACCCCCGCGAGGGGGCGCUGUACGUGGGGGCGGAGGACCCGGGCCGCAGCCAGCUGCUCACCAUAUACAUGGUGCGCCUCGCCGGCGACAGGACGCCAGUUCCCAUCAUGCAGAAGAAAGGAAAGAAUAUACCGGGCAUAGCGUAUGACGGCGUAGACAAGGUGCUGUACUGGACAGACACUGUGUCCAUAUACCGCAUGAAGCUGGACGCUGGGAACGCUACGUGGGAGACGUUCUUGACUUUUGAGAACGGCGAGAAGCCGUGGUCGGUGGCGGUCGACCCGUGUCGAAGGUUCUUGUACUGGACGAACCGGAACCGCAACGACCCGAGCAUAGAGAGGGCGAGGCUGGACGGCACGGAGCGGCAGGUGCUCGUCACGGAAGGCCUGUACAUGCCGGUCGGGCUGACGGUGGACCAGGAGACGGAGAAGCUGUUCUGGUGCGACAACAAGGAGAGCAUGUACUUCCGCAUCGAGCGCAGCGAGCUGGACGGCUCCUCGCAGGAGACCCUGGUGAGCGGGCGGCAGCACACGACGGACGGCAUCGCCGUGGGGCCCGCCCAGGUGUACUGGUCGGACUCGCAGAACAGGAAGGUGUGGAGCGUGCCCAAGACGGCCGGGCCCGGGCCGCAGAUGGCUGAGGUGGACCACCUGGCAGACCACACCCUGCGCGGCAUCGCGGCCUGGCUGGACGCGGGCCGCCUGGACGGCAGCCUGUGCCACGUGCGGCCCGCCACGCGGCCGACCACGCGCGCGCCCGCGGAGACCACGACCACGACCACGCGCGCGCCGCGGCAGCGCGACUACAAGGACCUGUACUGCCUGAACGGCGGCAGCCUGGCGGCCGAGUCGGGCGAGCCGGCGUGCAGCUGCCCGCCCGGGUACCGCGGCGCGCGCUGCGAGGAGGACGCGUGUCGCCACUACUGCGUGGAGGGCAGCUGCUACGUGGCCGAGUCGGGCGGGCCGGCGUGCCUGUGCCCGCCGGGGUACCGCGGGCGCCAGUGCGAGCGGCGCAAGUGCGACGACUUCUGCCUGCACGACGGCCGCUGCUACCUGGGCCAGCAGGGCGAGCCCGAGUGCCACUGCCGCGGCGGCUACGAGGGCCGGCGCUGCCAGGACCCGCCGGGCGUGCGCCGGCUGUGCGGGCUGCUGUGCGCGCGGGGCCGCGCCCCCGACCUGUGCUCGUGCUCGGACUACCGAGAGCUGGCCCCGGCGGGCGGCGACAACGAGACGUGGAGCGCGCUGCAGGCGGAAGGCAGGCCGGCCGGGUUCUGCCGCCCGGACUGGACGUUCGUCGCGAUGGUGUGCGUCAGCGUGUUCCUGACCGUCGUCAUCGGGGUGCUCGUGGUGAAGAUCUGCCACCUGCGCAGGCGGCCGCGCAUCAAGAAGAGGAUCAUCGUGAGCAAGAACGUGUCGCCGCUGACGAGCAGGCCGCACAGCUCCGGGGAGCAGUGCGAGAUCACAAUCGAGAACUGCUGCAACAUGAACGUCUGCGAGACGCCCUGUUUCGAGCCCCAGCUGCGGACCUCCAAGUCGUCGUCGAAGAGCGACGAGAGGCGGAACCUCCUGGUGGACAUGGAGGAAGGCGCGAGCAGCCCGCCCGUCCAGCAGAAGCAGUACUGACGGCGCCUGUCGCGGGCGCGUUGUUGAACGUUUCGUCGACCUUGUCCCGUCGUCCAUUGCGCGCACGUGCGCGCGCGGUGUUUGGGACGGCAGCUCCUUUUGGUGAUAUCGGGGGAGUCUGCGCCCGUGGAUAUGGCAAAUAUUUUGCCCGUUGUGGCAGUGUUUAUGUGAGAGCUCGCAGGCGAUUUCGUCCCGCAGAUCAGGUUCCUUAGAUUGCAUUUCAACUGCCAGUUUUUUUUCUCUCGAAACUUUCUUGUUUUUACGUUGAGUGACAGUCUUAUCAGGUGUGUCAAUUGACAAUAGUGGUACUUACAAAAUUGUUGUACUUAAAUAUUUACAUACUUACUUAUGCAUAACAGUUUUUUGUUGUUGUUAUGCACCGUACUUAACUUAUUACAGAAAUCACAACUAUAUUCACACCUACAGACAUCAUUCUAUCACAUUGUUUUUGCAGGUGUACAAAAUUUGGGCAACUGCAUUUUUUUAAUGUCUUUCUGAAAACAUGAAGUAGUAGUUUAUUAUUAAGUGAAAUUUAUUUGAGUGUUGGAAGUUGGAAUGCACUUUAAUGGUUUUAGGACAUACGGUAAUGUGUCCGACAUCAGUUUCAAAGACUGCAAUUUAGCAUUGGCUGGAUGCAGCUGCGUUUGAGACAGAAUAUUUAUUUGUUUUCCGCAAAGUCUGGAAAAAAAGACACAAUUGUUUUUUGUAUUCUUUAUGUUAUUUUUUCUUGCAUAAUGUAUGUAAUGAAUGCAUUUGUUGUUUUGUACCACAUUUAGGGCUUCCUGACAUUAAUUUAAAGGAUUAGUUGAGUUUAUUUUUAUUGUGGUAUAAUAAAAGUAAUUUUUUUUAUUUUACUUAAAAGACUUAACAAAUAAAAUUCAAACAUGUGGGGCCGUGAGAGAUGUGCAAGUAUUUGAACUUUGAGCAUGAGCUGGAGUUUAGUGACUGAGUCUAACCUGUUCUCUCAAUAUCAAGCAUUUACAAGUUUUAUUUUUGAUUAAGAUAUUUGUUGGUGCAAUAUUUUUUUUCCACAGAAUGUAACCUAGAACAAAAUCUCAUUUUAUUAGCUGUGAUAGAAAAAACUGACAUUAAAAAAUGUAUUUGUCUUUAAGUUGCUACAUCAAGAAUGCUGAUGGCAACAGCUGUACAUAAAAUUAAACAUACUUACGAAUUAAAAGAAUAUGUAUGGCCAUUAUCUACAUUUGUGUGCAAAUAUUAUUCUCUUUCAUAAUAAAUUAUUUGAAUGAAUUUGGCCAUUUAUUAUGGGCUAUUCAUUAAAUGAGUGUUUUUUUUAACAGCAAAAGAUUAAAUGUGAAGGAAAGUUUAUUUAUAAUUGGACUCAAAAUAUGAAAAUAUUUCAUGAAUCUUCGGUUCAUGCUCGAUUUGAACAAAAUUUCAAUGCUGUUUACAUCCCUAGUGGCCACAUUAGAUUUUUUUUAGGACAAAGCACAUGUAUUUAUGUGUAUUGUUUGGCAAGUGAUUUGUUUGACAUUUGUUCCAAACUUUUCAAUAAGAGCCAUAAAAAACCUUUCUGAACUACAGAUGGCAUUUAUUUUAACUGCCAUAAUUUUUUUUGCAUUGCUGAUUAUGUGUCUAUAUUGCAGUGAGUUGCAUUUUUCAAGCUGAAUAUCAAAUGAGUAUGAAUAAUAUCUGAGACUGUAAGAUGAAAAUUGUGUUUUAGCCAUUGGGCAUAAAAUAUUUAAACAGUUAAUUUGCAUCACAGAAUUUUUUAUUGUAAUUAUUCCUCUUUUAUCUGCAUUCUCAUGUUAAUAUGAAAAAUGUAAUAAUUCACACACUGUGCAGUUGAAAUAGGCAGAAAGUUUAUGCUCAUGCAGACAAAUGACUCUAUCAAGACUUAAAUGAAGAGGAUUUUGUUAUAUUAUGCCUUCCUAAUAGACCCUGUAUACAAUAAUAUCUGACCAAUGCACUGAAACAAUGAUUGGUACCAAAUAUCUUUGAUUCAGUUUCAGGCAUUUGUAGGCAGAUAUUAACUAAGAUUUCCAAGAAAAUAUGUUGCUGGUAAGAUUUUCUCGUAGCCAAAAGGUAAUUCAUUGUACCCACUUAUUUGGUUGAUAUGAUUGAGUUGGUUGAGCAAGUCUUCCAGAAUCUGUGGUCUUUUGGUCACUGAGAAGCAAUGAUUGUCAAGUCCUUCCCCAUGCAGUAUUUAAAAAUAUGUUUAGUUAUGUAUUCUUAGAUAGGUUGUAUUCAUAACUUAUUUUGUGAAAAUGUGCAUAACAAGUGUACACCACAAAUGUGUUCCUUUCCAAUUUCUGAAGAAUUUAAUGGUAGGUUUGGUUUUUGAUAACGAACAGAAAUGGCUACAAUUUGUUUUGUAAAAAUUUCUUUCAAACUGCCGUACAAAGUUUCCUUUCCUACAUUUUACAAUAGUUGUUAUUUAGUUGCAUCAGAAACAGUUUUCUAGCUCUUAUGUAUUAAAGUAAUUCUUGUUGACAAAUAGUUAAUUUGUAGAUUAUGGUCGGUUGAAGUUCAUAAUAUUCAUAGGUUGUAAUUUAAUUGACUCACAAUUUGAGUUACACUUAUAGUUUAAAACAUAGGUUUUUAAGUAAGUUGCAGUAAUGGAAAAUAAUUUGCUAAACAAUUUGAGGAUGUAUUGUGUAAUCAAAACUGAAAAACCUGUAUUUAGUUUAGUUAUUAUUAGUUGAGAAAAUUCUAGUAUAAUAAACAAGCAAAUAAUAAUGAACAUUUGUUAUCUAAUUUGUUUGCUAUGAAGUUAGCUAAACCAUUACAAAUAUUUAUUUGUGACUUUUUAAAAGGGAAAAAAAAACUACGUUCGAAGGUAAAUAGUGUGUCGUUUGCUAAGAACUGAGAGAGUACAUUUUUAUGAAAUUUUCAAACCUAGCGUACAAAAGUCAGCAUACAAAAGUUGCACAAAAGAUCCUCUGUUUUGGAAACAGGCUGAAAUUAUUUUUCUUUUACAAAAGAAAGAUGUAGUUUCUGUGCCAAGUUUAGACUUGCACAAAAAAAAAAUGCAUGUAGCAUUUCUCUUCAGUCAAUUAGAUGCUCUGCAUCAUUAGUCAGUGAUGUUUGAUUUCAUUUUGAGGCUUCUGUAGCAAAUUUUCAUGUGUAGGCACAAAAUCAUUAUUUAUUCAUAUCAUAUAUAAUGGUAUUAAUAUACAUUGCAAUAUGUAUAGUACCAAAAGCAGCUUGAAUACGAAUGACUUAAACACACUUAAAGUAGCUACUAGCUAAUUAUACAGGUAAUAGUUCUCAUAUUUUGUGCACAUGUUCAUAAAGAUCCUGAUAGGAUAUGCCUGUAAGUUUACAGGUUUAAAGAAAAAAGAAAAAAAAGAAAAAAAAAAGUGUAUUUGCAAGAAGUGUAACAUGUAAAGAAUGAAUGUAGGUACAUACAUGUAUAAAAAUAGGUGAAAGAUAAGUUCAUCAUGCUCAUUUUCAGUUUAGAGGCACUAGUUUGAUAUGCGUUCUUACUGAUAGAGUUAAUCCUAAAUACAAUAUGCGGUUUGAAGGUGCAUGUUGUAAAAGUUGCGGUGUCAGACAUUUUUAAUGCAUGGAAAGUUACAGGCACCAUUGUUUUAUGUAAAUUGUUUAUUGUGAAGCUGCAUCCAAGAUUUUAAUUUGAAACAGAUUUCAUUUGUAUGAAAUAUAAUUUUUUGUUGUAGAAUUUUCACAAAAUUAAAUCAAACCACAUCAAAAUGUAUUUAUGGAACAUGAUACAAUUUUUUUUACUGCACAAACAGAUGUCCAUCAAUAUCCAAUCCAUUUGAAAAUCUUGGAGAAGGCUUAAAUGCUGUUAAAACAAAGUGGAAUAUAUGUUGCCAGGCUUGUGCAAAUUCAAAUUGUUUUUACUAACCAAAAAUAUAAAUUUAGAAAAGGGUUCUGUUGCCCUCUUAAGUUUGGGCGAAUUAAAAUGAGAAAAUACUUAAGUCACAUAAAUUAAGUGAAUAUUUGUUUAAGGAAAAAUUGUUAUCAUAUUUGGUUCUAUCCUGUUGCUAAACUAUACUUCAAACGUGCAAUAUUUUUUAAGAUAUUGGUUUCUUUAAGUAUACCACUACAUACUUUGUUCUUACUCCCAUCUAAAAUGUAGCUGACUAUAACAAGGUACCAUUUAUUUUGUAGUAGUACGUACAUCAGAAAAGUUUAACUGGUUUGCCUGUGGUAGCUCUAGUUUAUUGAAGUGAAAGUUUUUGUAUUAUCUACGCCAUUCUAGUUAUGCUGAACAGAUGGUGAUGGCGAUUUCAGUUGAGGAAUCUGUCUGCACCAUGUUGUGUUUUCGCUGCUAGUGGAGCUGACUUGUAAAUUUUAUUUUUUUUUCUUCAAAAUUGUUUUUAAAAAAAUGCUCAAAGUGCUCUAGCUUUUUGAUUGUUUCAUCAAUAGUGCUCUUGGUAAAACAAAAAAAGUAUUUGCUUAACUAGAGUGUUCAUUUAUAAAAAUAAACCGAGCAGAUGAAGUUACGAGUGAAAUUAACAUAGUGAAACACUUUCAUAAAUUAUUAAUGCAAAAAAAAAACACUCCAUAAAAAUAUACUGGUUAUCUGUUUAAAGAUGCAAAUUGAAUUUUUUCUCAUCAAAUGUAAAAAAAAAAAUUAAAUUUUCUUUGUAGUUAUUUACAGUUCCUACUAAGAUAAUUGUUUAAAUACAGCUAGCCAGAGAAGAUAUUCAUUAUCACUACACAACGUUUGAUUGAAAGAGAAGCUAAGGCAUGCACUGUGAUACCCGGCUAAUGAGAUAAUAGAAAAAAGUGUAAAUACUUUUUUUCUUAAAAAAACUUGAAGAAGUGGUUGUAUGUGCGUUCCUGUGAUACAUAGAAUAAAAUAUUAUAUGUGUUCA